UUCCAUCCAGUCUUUCAAUGUGUAUAUAUUACAAACCAAGAUUUUAUCAAACUUUUCAAAUUUGACAAGUAAUUAAACUGUCCCAGUCUGUAGGGCAGAUUUUCACCGAAAGCGUGUUUCUGGGGCGUUAAGACUUUAUUUAGGUUUUUGAACGUGAAACGUGAAACCUAAAACAAGGAGACACGGGUAUAUUGGAGAAAUAAAAUCUGGCAGUAGUCACAGUAGAAUUUGAUUCAAAACAGUAACAACAUCCGCACUAUGUCGACAGACAAUGGAAUCAAGGUCCCUCCACCCCGCGGGGAGAACUCUGACGUCAUCGUGGCGUGCUGUGCAGGCCCCCUCCCGUCUAAAGAGCAGGGUGCGGAGGUCAGUGACAUCGCGCGGCAGCUGGAGUACCGUGUGGAGGACAGUCCCCCCCUACACCUCUGCUGUCUGUACGGCCUACAGCAAGUGCUGCUGAGUAUCAGUUCCACCAUCUCCAUCCCGAUCAUUGUGAGCGGCUACAUCUGCGCGGGGGACAUGGAGCUGGUCACGGCGGAGAUCAUGUCCACCUUCCUCUUCAUGUGUGGCGUGUGUACAUUCCUACAGUGCACUAUUGGAGUCAGACUUCCGAUCAUCCAGGGAGGCUGCCACAAGUUUAUUCCCGCCAUUGCCGCCCUCAUGAGUCUCCCGAUGUGGAAGUGCCCGAUUAUGAAGGUUACUGCAGCAAACAUGAAUUCGACCAACGGUAGCAGUAACAAUACGGUACUACCUUAUUCCGACCCCACGGAGGUCUGGCAAUCACGACUCAGAGAGAUUCAGGGUGGAAUCAUGCUGGCGUCUCUAACACAAGUGUUGAUUGGUGCCACGGGUCUGCUGGGCUGGCUGCUGAGGUUUAUUGGACCAAUGACAAUCGUUCCUACAAUCACACUGGUGGGGCUGUCUCUGAUCAACGUGUCCAUACAGUUCUGUGAGACCCAGUGGGGGAUAGCAGCGCUGACCCUGUUCCUUGUAGUUCUAUUCUCCCUCUAUCUCGGUAACAUCACCAUUCCAAUGAUGGUCUACCACAGAAAGGAAGGAUGUGUGAGGAUCAACUACCCAGCAUUCAAACUACUUCCGGUUAUCCUGGCGGUGCUGUUGUCCUGGAUGGUGUGUGGGAUUCUGACGGCGGCCAACGUCUUCUCUGACAACCUCAAAGACCUGGACUACCACGCCAGAACGGACGCCAGCGUCCGCGUCUUACAGAACGCCAAGUGGUUCUUCUUCCCGUACCCAGGUCAGUGGGGGAUGCCGACACUCAGUGCGGCCAGCUACAUGGGAAUGAUGGCGGCCACACUGACGUCCAUCAUAGAAUCCGUCGGAGAUUACUACGCAUGUGCAAGAAUAUCCGGCGAAUCACCGCCGCCUGCGCAUGCUGUGAACAGGGGCAUUGCUAUAGAAGGUUUUGGCAGCCUUAUAUCCGGAGCUGUAGGAUCAGGGGGCGCGACAACAUCGUACAGUCAAAAUGUCGGCGCCAUUGGAUUCACAAAGAUUGCAAGUAGAAGAGUUUUUCAAGCGGCAGGGAUUAUCUUCCUUCUCUGUGGAAUAUUUGGAAAAUUUGGCGCGCUGUUGACAAUGAUGCCCAAGCCGGUGUUGGGUGGAAUCGUUGUCAUUAGUUUUGGAAUGGUUACUUCCGUCGGACUUUCCAGCCUACAAUUCGUAAAUUUGUCAUCGGGUCGAAACCUGUGUAUAAUAGGAUUAUCCUUAUUACUGGGGCUUAUGAUCCCAAGUUAUCUCGAGAAAAGGAAGGGUGUCAUAAAUACAGGUAACAGAGAGGCGGAUCAGGUGAUUGUUGUGUUACUAAGUACCUCCAUGUUUGUGGGGGGCGUGGUCGGGUUCCUGCUGGACAACACAGUCCCAGGUACCCCUGAAGAGCGCGGGAUGCUGAAAUGGAAGAAACAGAUGUCGUCUGAUACAGCAGACGACAAGAGACGACGUCAGCGGGUCUACGAUCUUCCUUACGUCACCGACUUCCUCUUUAGACACAAGUUCUUUCAUUACAUUCCAUUCCUACCAAGUUUUAGGGCGUUCCGUCAUACCAAAGACAAUUCUAAAGACACAAAGGAAUGAAAAUCUCAACGAAAUCCAUAUCUGGGUAUUUGAAUACAUACUCUGUAUAGGGCUUCCAGUUUUUCGUGAUUUGAUCAUUUGUGCUUGAAUCAGAUGAGAGGGAUCUUUUAGGAUUUAACGAGAAUAUACGGUCUAUAAUCUGUGUCAAUCUUGUGAUACAAUGCUUCUUGUUAAAUUGAUAAAGUUUAUGUUUUCCAAUUUCCGGUCAAUAAUCAUUGCUUCUAAUUAUUCAUUGUUUUCCCCCUUAGAUACAAAUUAAUUUGUGAAUGAUAGCAAUGUAUAUUCUGCGUCAUUUUUAUCUCUUAAAAGGUUAGUGGUAAUACGAAUUCCAUAAUGUAAACAAAUUAACCUAUUUACUAUACUGUGGCCGUUCUCCGUAAAAGUGCCUUCAAUUUUUUUUUUAUUUGUAAUUCUUUCAUAGGGUGGUAUUCACCACAGGUAAAUCUAGAUGAUCUGCAUGUGUGAUGGGAAAUAUAUUGUGUAGCUAUUGAUAGAUCGCAUAUUUUAAAAAUAUUAUACUUAUUUACUUGUUAGAUAGUGAAAACUUUAUGUAUUUCAUGAUUUUUAACAUUUAUAGAAUUAUGUUUAGGUAAUGAUCUAUGGCAUUUGUAAUCGAUAAACUCAGUUGUUAUGAGUGGUACAUGUAGUUUCAAUUUAAAGAUGAAGUCUUUGUUUAAAAAUAUGAUAUACAAAAUCAGACUCUUUAUAUAUAAGAGUUUCAGAUAUUUUUUAUACAUGUGUUGUGGAAUAAUUAAAACAAACUAUUGUUUAAUAUAAAUAUCUGAUACGAUAUUAAAAAUCAAUCAUUUUUUAAUGAAAUUUGAAAUAAAUCAAGUAAUGAU
Magallana angulata is the source of this 2930-nucleotide messenger RNA. RefSeq names its product solute carrier family 23 member 2-like. Gene Ontology annotation, molecular function: transmembrane transporter activity. Bases 259 to 2088 code for a protein of 609 amino acids. Gene Ontology annotation, cellular component: membrane. The transcript is spliced from 13 exons. NCBI's taxonomy places the organism in Eukaryota, Metazoa, Mollusca, Bivalvia, Ostreida, Ostreidae. The record is from RefSeq and is a predicted model, not a curated record. Gene Ontology annotation, biological process: transmembrane transport.